Pipistrellus nathusii (Nathusius's pipistrelle) is the source of this 2313-nucleotide messenger RNA. Lineage: Eukaryota; Metazoa; Chordata; Mammalia; Chiroptera; Vespertilionidae. The record is from the annotation of a GenBank genome assembly.
AUGGACCGAGGCCGGGUGCUGGAGCAGCUGCUCCCCGAGCUCACGGGGCUGCUCAGCCUCCUGGACCACGAGUACCUCAGCGACACCACCCUGGAGAAGAAGAUGGCCGUGGCCUCCAUCCUGCAGAGCCUGCAGCCUCUCCCAGAAAAAGAAGUCUCCUAUCUGUAUGUGAACACAGCCGACCUCCAUUCCGGGCCCAGCUUCGUGGAGUCCCUCUUUGAAGAAUUUGACUGUGACCUGAGUGGCCUUCGGGAUACGCCUGAGGACGAAGGGGAGCCCGGCAAAGGAGCCAGCCCUGAGCCAGCCAAGAGCCCAUCUCUGAAACAUGCAGCAGACUUGCCUCCACCGCUCCCAAACAGGCCUCCGCCUGAGGACUACUAUGAGGAGGCCCUUCCCCUGGGGCCAGGCAAGUCCCCUGAGUACAUCAGCUCUCACAAUGGCUGCAGCCCAGCCCACUCCAUUGUGGAUGGCUACUAUGAGGACGCAGACAGCAACUACCCCUCAACCAGGAUGAAUGGAGAACUGAAGAACUCCUACAACGACUCAGACGCAAUGAGCAGCUCCUACGAGUCCUACGAUGAGGAGGAGGAGGACGGGAAGGGGCUGCAGCCCACGCACCAGUGGCCCUCUGAGGAGGCCUCCAUGCACCUGGUGAGGGACUGCAGGAUAUGUGCCUUCCUGCUGCGGAAGAAGCGCUUUGGGCAGUGGGCCAAGCAGCUGACUGUCAUCAAGGAGGACCAGCUCCUGUGUUAUAAAAGCUCGAAGGACCGGCAGCCACAUCUGAGGCUGGCACUGGAUGCCUGCAAUGUCAUCUACGUGCCCAAGGACAGCCGGCACAAGAGGCAUGAGCUGCGCUUCUCCCAGGGGGCUACUGAGAUCUUGGUGCUAGCACUGCAGAGCCGGGAGCAGGCCGAGGAGUGGCUGAAGGUCAUCCGAGAGGUGAGCAAGCCCAUCACAGGGGCCGAGGGGGCAGACAUGCCCAGAUCCCCCGUCCUCCUGUGCAAACUGGACCUGGACAAGAGGUUAUCCCAAGAGAAGCAGACCUCAGACUCCGACAGCCUGGGCAUGAGUGAUAACUGUUCCACCCUUGGCCGCAGAGAGGCCUGCGAACACGCAACAGGCAAAGGGAAGAAGAGCAGCCUGGCAGAGCUAAAGGGUUCGAUGAGCAGGGCUGCAGGCCGCAAGAUCACCCGCAUCAUCAGCUUCUCCAAGAGGAAGGCGCUGGCCGAUGACCUGCAGAUGUCCUCCACCGAAGAGGCGGUUCCGUGCUGUGGCUACCUGAACGUGAUGGUGAACCACGGCUGGAAGGAACGCUGGUGCCGCCUGAAGUGCAACACUCUGUAUUUCCACAAGGACCGCACAGACCUCCGGACCCACGUGAAUGCCAUUGCCCUCGGAGGCUGUGAGGUGGCCCCGGGCUUUGGGCCCAGACACCCAUUUGCCUUCAGGAUCCUGCGCAACCGCCAGGAGGUGGCCAUCCUGGAGGCAAGCUGCUCAGAGGACAUGGGCCGCUGGCUGGGGCUGCUGCUGGUGGAGAUGGGCUCCAAAGUCACCCCCGAGGCGCUGCACUAUGACUACGUGGACGUGGAGACCUUGACCAGCAUCGUCAGCGCGGGGCGCAACUCCUUCCUAUAUGCAAGAUCCUGCCAAGAUCAGUGGCCUGAGCCCCGUGUCUACGACGAUGUCCCUUACGAAAAGAUGCAGGAUGAGGAGCCUGACCGUCCCACUGGGGCCCAGGUGAAGCGCCACGCGUCCUCCUGCAGUGAGAAGUCCCAUCGAGUGGAUCCGCAGGUCAAAGUCAAGCGCCAUGCCUCCAGUGCCAAUCAAUACAAGUACGGUAAGAACCGAGCUGAGGAGGAUGCCCGGAGGUACCUGGUAGAAAAAGAGAAGCUGGAGAAAGAAAAGGAGACAAUCCGGACAGAGCUGAUGGCACUGCGGCAAGAAAAGAGGGAGCUAAAGGAUGCCAUUCGGAACAAUCCAGGCGCGAAGUUAAAGGUUCUGGAGGAGGCCGUGGCCACCCUGGAAGCUCAGUGCCGGGCGAAGGAAGAGCACCGGAUCGACCUGGAACUGAAGCUGGUGGCUGUGAAGGAGCGCUUACAGAGGUCUCUGGCAGGGGGCCCAGCCCUGGGACUCUCCAUAAGCAGCAGGAACAAGAGUGCGGAAACUACAAAUAAACCCCAGAACAAUCCUCCAGAGCAACCUCUCCCUGUAAACUGUGUUUCUGAGCUGAGGAAGAGGAGCCCAUCCAUUGUAACCUCCAACCAAGGAAGAGUGUUGCAAAAAGCCAAGGAAUGGGAAAUGAAGAAGACCUAG